This is a messenger RNA of Cetraspora pellucida, 531 nucleotides long. Lineage: Eukaryota; Fungi; Glomeromycota; Glomeromycetes; Diversisporales; Gigasporaceae. The record is from the annotation of a GenBank genome assembly.
UGUCAUCUUUGCUUAGCAAUUUAUAAAGAAUAUGAAAUAAAAUAUUAUUUAGUAGAAAAAGAUCUACUUCUUCGUGAACCUCCUAUCUUUCAUUCUUUUUACACAAAAUAUGAAAAUAAUAUAAUUUAUUUAUGUUUCAACAAAGAAGAAUAUGUGAUAAAUUCAUCUAUCAAAGAGAUUUUAUUUAAUUCUCGUUUUCAUUUAAUUGAAAAACAUAUAUUACCAUUUUUUGAACAAAGUCUUUGUAAUUGUUGUAAAUUAUUUGAGUAUUGUGAGAAAAGUGAUUAUUUAUUCGAUCUUGAUUAUGAUUGCCAAUCUGUUUUUUGUACAGCACAAGAGAAACUAGUUCCUAGUUUACUAAAAUAUUUAAAUCAAAUAUAUGUAUAUCAUAUUCAUAAUACUUGUUCUUCAUGUCAUGAAAUAUGUUUAUUUUUUUUAAAUAAAUAUGUUAGAAAUAGCAUUGAUAAUUUUGGUGAUACUUCAUUUCUUAGAUCUUUGAGAUUUGGUUUUAGUAUUGAAGAUAUGGUUUGA